Cricetulus griseus (Chinese hamster) is the source of this 6725-nucleotide messenger RNA. The record is from RefSeq and is a predicted model, not a curated record. NCBI's taxonomy places the organism in Eukaryota, Metazoa, Chordata, Mammalia, Rodentia, Cricetidae.
AGGAUUAUUUUUUGGGGAGUGGCGCUUAUUAGUCGGCACUGCCCUAGUUUAGAGCCCUGCCUUUGGGGUUUCCUGCACAGAUUGCAGCUUUCUGCUGGGAUUUCGGGAUGUCACGGCGUUUUAGUGUUGGGUGUCAGAGGGGAUCCAUGCUGAGGUCCUGCGGUGCCCCUGCAGCACCUGCUGGGCGAUGGCAGAGGAGACUGUGUCUGGGGGUGGGACGGAGAAACGAAACGUGACUGAGAUCCUGUUUGGAUAUUCUGCUGAAGUUGUCAUGUUUCUGUUCAGUACACAGCAAGUUGAUAAACCCGGUUGUAGUUACUUGGUGUUGCAAGGUGUUUGGCUAACUAGUAGACCAGGGGUGAUGUGGUUUGGCUAAGAAUGUUUGGGAUAUCCCAAGCAUCUGUCGUCUCCAACGUAUCCCUCUCGGCAGGCUCAUCUUUUUCUCUGUUGCAAAUAUUCAAGUAUGAGAAUAAUGCUGCGGUAACACAGGCCUGAAACCGAGAAGUGUUUUCAAAAGAGCAAAGGUCCAGGUAGGCAGAUAGGUAGGGUGGGAGAAUCACCCUUGAAAACCAGUUACCCUUACAGAUUCUUAGCUUUUUUUGUAAUGCCUUAGAUAGAAAGAUAGCCAUAGAUGUUGCCAUCUAUAAGGUUUGUGGUUCUAAUUUUCUUAGAGCAUAUUUUAGCGGAAGCAGUAUCACAUACAGUGGUCUUAUGGUCAUUCCUAUGAUCUUUCAGCACAUCUUGGAUUUUAAUAGCUGGGGUCUGUUUUAAAUGGAGCACAUAUACUUGUGUUCUGCUUAUCUUGGAGACAACCCUGAGUCAUGCUUUGUAGAAGUUAUGAGAGCUCACGUGUCUGUUGUGUCUGUGAGUGCUGGGACAUCCUUUACCUUUAGUUCUUCCCAUAGCAGCAUCCCCUGCGGGAACUCCUGGGAAAGGAGGGCCUGGGCGACUGGGAGCACAGACUGACACAUCCACAUCCACGUUUGCCCACUCUGCCUGACUUUGAUACUCUAAUUUUGUUUAUGCUUCCAGGAGUAAAGAGCGAUUUCCUCAGGUUCUCCUUUACUCCUCGGUAGCUCUUCUCUGCUGGGAGGGUGCACAGUGACUUCGGAAAGUCAUUGCUGCCCUGCCAGUCAGUUUUACCUGCUGUGUCUACUUUGGGGAAAGGUCAUAAUAGCCCAUUUUAGUGGAAACUGAGGGGAAAUGGGAUUUUGUGAUUUUUUUCUUUUCUUUUCUUUUCUUUUUUUUUUUUUUUUUGGAUUCCGACAACACUUUAGCUGGAGAGUGUGUGUUCUGUUGGUUUGGUUUGAUAAUUUCUUGUAAGACUUUCUACUUCUGCCUUCAGCUCCUUUCUUCUAGCCCACAUGGUUGAGAGAGGAGGAGAAAGAGAAAAAAAUUCAUCUCUGGUUUAGUUAUCAGUAAUUUAGUUUUAUAAUCCCAUUAUCCUGUGUGUUUGGCAACUUGUGCUGGCCUGUAUGUGGAUGUUAACUCAGACAACUCCUUUAGAUGCCACUGAACCAACUACUAUAAAAAGUAUUUCACUUUCAAACACCCACGUUUCCCAGAACAGAGAAACUCACUACAAAGGCAAUUUGGAAGGUAAGUAUAGGUGGAGAAAAUUUACUGAAUCUUCCUUUUGGGAUACCAGGCACAAAGGUCUCAGUAGAAGAGCACUUGAAAGGGCCACCCAGAAACACUGGGAAGGAAGUGAUUACAGUGGUAUCAUUACUCCUUCAAAUUUGGAGGUUUGCAUUACAGCACAUAAACUGUUGCAUGGGAGUAGGACUUUUGCCCUGGGGGAGCCUCAGUCUAUAGGAUAAGUAAGUCUACAAUAUUUGUGUUAAUUUACCAUAGCUCCUGACAGCAGCUAUGCUGUGGUGAGAAGGAUACCUCUGGGGAUUUUCAAAUGCUUUGAGUUGUUAGCUUACUGACUUGUGCAUUCUUCAGAUUCACUGGGGCAGUCAGUUCAUAAUGUCUUUCAGGCUUCUAGAAAUUCUUCAGGAUAUAUUUUUCUUAACUACCUAGCAUGCUAUCAGAGUUUAUAUAAUAACCUUUGAAGCCUAAGCAUAGGGGACUUCAGGGUCACCUUAUAGUCUUUGGGCCAUGAAUUUUAUUUGUAUCAAAGGUAAGGUAUUUUCAGGUGAACUGAUUUUACAAAGUCAAAAGGCCUUUCUUUGAACUUUAUAAUUGUUUGGUUGUAGUCACUGCCCUAAGAAUGAUCUUUAGUGAGGGAAGUACCUUUAAAGGAAUGCGAUGAGGAAUGUCUCACAGAUUUUUAUGAAAAAGUAUUUCUUGACAUUCCCCUCAAGUAAAACAGGCCUGUUUGAUGCCCACUUGAAGGCCUUCUUUUGUCUGGCUUGUGGUUAUUUAAACUUCUCAUUAAGUCCCCUCUUGAGAUUGGUCGGAUGGGAGAGAAGAUGAAAAGGAAGUGAAUUGUUAGCACCCCUGGGAAAGGGUUCAGUGGGAGAGACUGAAGCUGUUCUAGAAAGUCUUUUGGGUUGCGUUUUAUUGCAUCCAUGUCUGAGAUGUCUCUGAUAGUCAUCGGUUCAGAACCUGGCUGUUGGGUAAGCAAGAGUCUUGCCUCGCUCUCUGUCUCUCAAGUUUUGUAGAGAUGCUCUUCUGUAGCAGAUGUUUACAAGCAAGGUGCAGAGAUCAAUUUUAAGUGAAUCAAGACUACCUUUUUUUUUUUUUUACUUUUUGAGUUUAUUAUUGAAGAAUUUAUUUAUUUUUUUAGGUAUCUUAAUUAUAUUGGAAGUGACUAGUAGUGACUGUCUCAUUUUAUUUUGAUGUAUCUUACAUACAUGUAUAAGGCUCUGUGAUCCUGGGCUUGGAUCAUGGAGCUAGCGUGAUAGUAAAAGGCACACAUAAUAGCAUGAGUGCCCCAGCCUCCAACCCCCACACACAAGGAAAAGGAGGGGGGGGAAGAAAGGGAAGGAGAAAGGAAGAAAAGAAGGCAGACAGGAAGGAAGGAGUGUACAUUCCCAUGACUGCUUUCCUUGACUAUUAUGCUUGAGGUCCAUUAUAUGUUUGUAGCCAGACAUUGACUUUUAUUGUGGAAGGGAUUCAGAAACAUCUAAAUUUUUUUUUCUGUUUUGUUUUAAUGUUUGCACAAGAAGUUAUCUUGUUUUGAUUUAAAAGUGAAGACGUAAAUAUGAAAGGUUAGUCCUGGCAUAGUAGCAGUGGCAUUGUUGUCUGAUAAUUUUCUUAUGUUUUGGGCUUCCAUUCUUCACUAGCCAUUUGAAUGUUCAUGAACUGGAACUCUUCCUUUGCUUAAGAUGGACAGCAGCCAUUAGUCACACUAAUGAGUAGGUUCUUGCCAUUUUUAUUUAGUAGUGGAAAUUUUUUCAGACUCAUUAUGACUAGUUAGCCUAAGUUUUUGUAAUAUUGUGAAUAAAGUGUCGGGUAGAUGGGGUUAAUAGUUGGCUACAGGGAGUAUAAAGUUGAUGCUUUUCAGUUUCUUGUUUUAUUUGGAUUUUGUUCUUUGAAUUUUUACUAUAGGAGGGGCUUUUGGAAAACUCUAGACUAGGAGUCAGAAAACACAAGCUUGUUCAGGUGUUCCUGCCUCUUUGUUUUAUAACUAAAUGGGGUGUGCUCACCAGUGGAAAGACAGUUACAUCUGCUUGAUUCUAGAGUCUUCUCAGGUUGUGCACAUUUUCUUUCAGUGUCCCACUGAGUGAGCUAUUUUCUGAAGCCCUACAUUUUCCCAUUUGGAGCCUAGGUCUCUUCCUCCUGAGGACUCCGCCAGUCCAUCCUAUUACACAGCAGUUUGGAAUUACAUUGUGGGCUUUAGUUGUUGCAUGUUGCCUUUGUAGUCUGAAGGCUCCAAGUCAAGGUUAUACUUUCUUAUUCCUGUGUAUCUGUAUUUCACAUGGGCUCCCUCAUCCCAUGAUAGUGGACCUAAAGUAAAUUUUGUUUGAAUGAUUAUUGAGGCAGUGGGGAAAGAAUGCUUUGAGUCUUGGGAAAUGCCUUUUAACUUACUCCAUCAUUGAUUUGUUAUUAUCAGUAAUGAAACCAAAACCUUCCAUUUCCAUCUAUCACAUGAGGUUUGUGGAGUAAAUCAGAGAAUGAAAAGGUAAAACAGCUCUGGUUUUGCAUUUGCUCCAUUUCGCUAUAGUACAUGGAGGCCUGAUCAUCCAUAUCUAGCUGCUGAGAGUAAAGGAUGACAGCUGACGCAUCUCCUCAGUCCACAUUUUAGCUUGUUUGCUUUGAAGAAUUUGUAAAGAAAGGUAGAGAAAUAGCUGCUGCAGGCUCUGAUUUCAGCCCCUGCUGUGCUAUGCAAAUGUUCUCUACAUGCCUGAGUGACCUUUUGAGAAAGAGCCUUUGUGAUCUUCUGUAGCCAGAGCUUGUUCUUGUUCUGAAAAUGCGGACCAGAUUCUGCUAAAAGUAGGAAAAAAAGGAUCUUCAAAGACCACAUACAAAGCUGGUGCUUUUCCUGGGUGAAGGAUGAUAGGUCCAUGUUUCUUGGCAUCUUUGCUAGCAAUUUUGAAAUUUGCUCUGCAGUUUGCUUUGCAGGUUGAUUUUGGGAACAGAGUGUGUGAGACGGAACUGAUGAAGGCAGUUGAGUAGCUGGGGAACUGUGGCAUGCUCUGGAAUUGGAGAUAAAAGCAGACUGAAGCCGGCAUCAUUAGCACACAGGCCUUUGCUAGUGGCCUAAGACUGGCUUUCCAUGGUGCUGGCUGAGUGACCCUCAGCCAGGUCUGUAAUGUUCUUUUUAUACCAAAUUGUGCCUUAACAAUUUAAAUCAGUUUCUGUUUGUUUUGAUUAAUGUACAAAGAGAAAUACUUCAUUAUUAAGUCUGAUUGGUUUUUGUACAUUACAAAAUAAUAAUAUCCUGGUGUUUUUCUCUUGGGAAGUGACGGUUACUUUUGAAGCUCAUGAUAUUCAGUGUUUUCUGAGAUGCUUGGUUUACACAACUGACCUGCUUGCCAAUCCAAAGAAAUCUUCCCCCCUUUUACCUCCAAUGACUUUUUUAAUGUAGAGCAUUUUAUAGGUCUGAAUCAAUGUAAGGUUGUAGACCUAAUCAUAACAUUCCCUGAAAAUCUAUAUUAUAUUUUCCAAGAACAGUGGCAUCAUUUGUCAGAAUUUCGAUUAUAUGUGGUGGUGCAUGUGACUGUGUGUGUGGAGGUCAGAGUAUAACUUAUGGAAGUCAGUUUUCUCUUUCCACCAUGAAGAUUCCCAGGAUCAAACUCAGGUUUUCAGAAUUUUCCUGGCUUCUGGGCUCCUGAAGACGCAGUGCUGGAGCAGAUGGAUAAUGGAGACUGGGGCUAUAUGAUGACUGACCCAGUCACGUUGAAUGUAGGUGGACACUUGUACACAACAUCCCUUACCACAUUGACGCGGUAUCCAGAUUCCAUGCUUGGAGCUAUGUUUGGGGGGGACUUCCCCACAGCCAGAGACCCUCAAGGCAAUUACUUCAUUGAUCGAGAUGGACCUCUUUUCCGAUAUGUCCUCAACUUCUUACGAACUUCAGAAUUGACUCUCCCCCUGGAUUUUAAGGAAUUUGAUCUGCUUCGGAAAGAAGCUGAUUUUUACCAGAUUGAACCCUUGAUUCAAUGUCUCAAUGACCCUAAGCCUUUGUAUCCUAUGGAUACUUUUGAAGAAGUUGUAGAGCUGUCUAGUACUCGGAAGCUUUCUAAAUAUUCCAAUCCUGUGGCUGUCAUCAUAACCCAAUUAACCAUCACCACCAAGGUCCAUUCCUUACUAGAAGGCAUCUCAAACUAUUUCACCAAGUGGAAUAAGCACAUGAUGGACACCAGAGACUGCCAGGUUUCCUUCACCUUUGGACCAUGUGAUUAUCACCAGGAAGUCUCUCUCCGGGUCCACCUGAUGGAAUACAUUACAAAGCAAGGUUUCACAAUCCGCAACACUCGAGUGCAUCACAUGAGCGAGCGGGCCAAUGAAAACACAGUAGAACACAACUGGACUUUCUGUAGACUGGCCCGGAAGACAGAUGACUGAUUAUCAGCCUUGGGGAGAACAUCCUGUAAGCUCAUGUUUUUUGGGGGGACAUGGAAGAGACUGUUGUUUUUUAAAUCAUAGUGUGCCCCCCUUUUAAUAUUUGUAUUUAUUUGAAGGCAUUGAGGACCAGAAGGAAGUUUCAUGUGUGAACGGUCUUUUCCCUGUUUUGUUCCCAAGUAUGCAUGUGCUGUUCAGAGUCCAGAAACCUUUUUUUAAAAAGAGAUCUGAAAAUCAUUAUGAUAUAUAAUCUACCCUUAACAGUGCUAAAAUGAUUUCUGAUAAUGUGGUCCCUAACUCAACUGGAAGGCUAAAAAUAGUAAUGAAAGUUUAAGCAGACUAUUCGUGAUGUCUUUGAAAAAAAAAUCAGAAUAUCAUGUAGGGUGAGCUCGAUUCCAGACCAGUAGGCAAGUAGUGUUUUAAAGGAAAACUGGCCAGUCAUCUGCCAGUACUUGUUAAGGACUGCUUCCUACAGUUUUGACAACUGUUUCUUUCUAUGCAUAUAAAUCAAGCAACCAAAUAUCUGUAGCCAUUGAAAUGUCUGAUUAGAAAUAUUUAUAUUGGAUUCUCAAUAUAAAAUGUCCCUGUGGUAGAAACCUUAUGCCUGGUACAGUUUUAUUCCCAAGUGUACUGUCUACCAGGAAAGAAAAAUCUAAUAAAAAAUGGAGUAUGAACAUUAAGGGUUGUAUUUAUUGCUGUAUAAUGGGGAAAUCAUAUUCUUUGUCAAAAGUAUGCAUUGCCUAUGCCUCAAUUAAACUGUUUAUAGCACA